This is a messenger RNA of Effrenium voratum, 969 nucleotides long. NCBI's taxonomy places the organism in Eukaryota, Dinophyceae, Suessiales, Symbiodiniaceae. The record is from the annotation of a GenBank genome assembly.
AUGGAGAUGCCCAACGCUGCAGCAACUGCCUUGGUGGGUGCAGUUAUGAGACAAUUGAGGCAGAAGUAUCCUGACGCCACUCAGAUUGAGCCGGGUGCAGACCUCAAGGAACUGCUUCGCGCAGCUCUGUCAGGCAGAUGGAUUUUGUCUGGCGAAAUGGUCGGCAAUCUAGAUCCUGAGAAGGUGGAGCUUAUCCGCGUCAAGUUCAAGGACGGCGACUCCUCGCAGUACCGCAUCGACUUGCCCUACAUUUGGUUGUACUUGAUGCUGAGUUUGUCUAAGUUCUCUGACGAUUUGCAACCGUGGAACUUGAUGGACUACCGCUUGUUUGAGUCAGAACCAACCUGGCAACAGUGGGAAGAAUUCAAUGCCAGGUUUCGAGUGUUGCGAGCUUCUGCGUUUGAGGAUGGACAACUAGUUGACAUUGCCGAUCUACACAGGGGUGCAGUGAUCCAGCCUGACAGCUUGAAAAGCACCAAGGUCAUCAACCGGCAUCUGCAAUUUGCCAAAUCCAGGAAGCAAUUGUUGUCGAGGUCCUCAUGCUGCGGCAAUCCCAAAGCUCGGACAAAUUUACUUAAGGGACUGGGAAUGCACCAGUGCGUAGUUGAAAUGACAAACCAAAACCUUACAGUGACGUUGACUGGCAAACGUGUUUUGGUCGUGAAUGCUGCCGGAGCUCCAGCUGCUGAUGCCUUUCUCAUGUUGGAAGAGGUGAGGGCAAAGGGCAACAAUCACACGAUCUCUGAAUGUUUGCAAUGCAAGAAGGGCAAUUCUCCAUUCAUAGUGGAGAACGAGCGUGACAAAGCAUGCGACACAGCUGACAUCCUGGUGCUUUUGCUGACAAGGACAGAGACUGUGCCACAAACCGGCGGACAGCGCUUGAUCUUCGUAUCUGAAGCGCAGUACCAGGAGUACUUUGGCUUCUACGCUGGUAGAGCCUUCUAUCAAACCAGGGCGGCCAAACCUUAA